GUUCCGGACUCGACUCAGGCUAGGGCGCGGCUCUGCAGGGGGCGCGCGUCUCGAGCAGCGAUGGCGAGCUGGGGCGACACGCCUGAGACCGAGGAGUGCCGGAAGAUCCUCCAGGGCCUCGAGGCCGCUAUUGAACAAUUCCAGUUCAACCCCAGACUUAAUAUUUCAGAUGAUUUAAAGAUUGGCUUUUUCAACACAGACCAUGCUACUCAAACCGAUUCCAGUGAAAUAUUGUCAAUAAAAGAGUUGAGUUCAUCUACAAAAAAGUUAGAGCAGAUGAUGAAAUCCCUCCAGGUGGAUUUUGGGUUCCUCAAACAAUUGAUUCAGUUAAAGUUUGAGGAUCGACUAAGAGAGGAAUCUUUGCGUCUCUUCAACAUUCUACAUGAUAGGAUCCUAGAAGUUGAAAAACAUUAUCAACAGAAUGAGGAUAAGAUGAGAAAAUCCUUCAAUCAGCAGUUAGCUGACGCCAUCGCUGUUAUCAAAGGAAUGUACCAGCAAUUCUUUGAGGUAGAAGAAGAGAAGCUUUCUUUGCAAGAUGUGAGUAGUGUCAAAACAAAUAUUUUGUUAAGAAAACUGAAAGAGAAAGAAGACAUUAUUAAAGAAUUAAAAGAAGAACUAGACCAAUAUGAAGAUUUUAGAUUUCAUAAAAUGGAGUCUUUUGCCAAAGAAACCAGCUCUCCAAAAUCAAACCUAGAAAAGGAAAAUUUGGAGUACAAAGUGGAAAAUGAGAGACUGCUUCAGAUCAUUUCAGAGCUUGAAGAAGAAAUCCAGAUCAAUCUAAAAGAAAAUUCAGGAUUAGAAGAUGAACUGAUAAGUAUGAAAGAGAUGGCAGAAAAGGAUCACAAAACUAUUCAAAAGUUAAUGAAUAGUAGAGACAGAUUAAGAGAAGAGCUUGAUUAUGAAAAAUCAUUAGUUCAAGAUAUGAUUAAUAAACAGAAAGAGGACAAGGAAAUGAGAAAAAAGUAUGGCAGCUUAAGUGUCAAGGCUGCAAGGUCCGCCAAGGGGAGAGAAGCCUCUUUGUCCCCAUGGCCCAAGUCUCCACCAAGCACCACAGCUUCAAGGCCACAUUCUGCAUCCAUGAGUGUAUCGUCUGCUGGGACCAAGAAAGCUAAGACUCCAAAGAAAGCUUUAAAAGAAGAGCAAUCUGUGUUAAGCUAUGCAGCACCUGUUGGGACACAUGCAGAAGAAAAGAAGGUGAAGAUAUUAGGAUCUAAGGUUGAAGACAAACAUGCUUUGGAGUCUCAGAUAGAAGCAUUAAAGGCUAAUUUAGAGGUUGAGAAACAGAAGGUGGAAAGGAUUAGGAAGGAAGCCGAUCGACUAAACAAAAACUGGGAAAAGAGAUUCUCUAUUCUCAGGAACAGCUUUCAUGUCCUUAAGGAUGAGAUGUUUACAAGACACACACUGUUUCGUCAGUUUGCAGUGCUUGCUGACACAUCCUUCAAUUAUAUUAAACUAAAACCCUUAUUUGUGCAGUCUAAAACAACCUUGACAGGUACAGCCUCUUCAAGUCAUGGAAUAUCUUCAACAGACAGUAAGCAUUCAGAUGUAGCCAGUGAUCAGGCAUUCCCUCAACUUUCACCGAAAGGUAAGAAUCUUCAUUGUUGGAAAAGAGGUUCACACCAGAAUGGCUACUUAGUCUAGAUUAAUUUUGCUUUUCUUUUUUACCCUGAGGUAUUUGGUAUUCUGGGUGAAUGCAUGACUUUUUCAGCCAAUUUAUAAAAUGA
This is a messenger RNA of Cebus imitator (Panamanian white-faced capuchin), 1724 nucleotides long. It is a transcript of the gene CUNH10orf67, whose product is annotated as chromosome unknown C10orf67 homolog. Lineage: Eukaryota; Metazoa; Chordata; Mammalia; Primates; Cebidae. The transcript has 16 exons. Bases 61 to 1641 code for a protein of 526 amino acids. The record is from RefSeq and is a predicted model, not a curated record.